Molecule: messenger RNA, 2314 nt
Organism: Priapulus caudatus
Lineage: Eukaryota; Metazoa; Priapulida; Priapulimorpha; Priapulimorphida; Priapulidae
Exons: 4
Coding region: 523-1560 (345 amino acids)
Biological process (GO): carbohydrate metabolic process
Source: RefSeq, a predicted model, not a curated record
UUAUAUUAUAGUCAGUAUAGAGACGCACGCAUCAGGUGUAACACAUUGCAUGACAUUGCAGCUGCCGCUGGGCCCGUAGAAAAGCGGCUCGGUGUGCCAAUAAAGGCCGAAGAUGACUGUAACCCGAAUAUCGGCGCGCUGAACUUCUCGACGGACGCCACCGACUGUCAGGUGUUCUACAUCUGUGACCACGGCUGGCCGAAGAUACGUAGAUGCCCGGGCAACACGAUUUGGACGCCAGCCAUCGAGAGAUGCGAUGACCAGUGCCUCGCCGUCAAUGACGACUGCAGCUACGUGAGGGACGAGGAAGCCUGCCUGGAACUGUUCACGGAGACUCCUUCCGGCAUUAUUGGAAGAGUCUGCGGCGACCCUGCAUCGCUGUGCAACGGCCUCGAGGAAUGCGAGGACGGGUCCGAUGAGGCAAACUGCGCGCCGGAGUGCGACGAUUCGUGCGCAUUGCCCGGCUGCAAGUGCAGCGGUGUCGAGACUCCAGGAGGACUUGCGGCGUCUGAAAUCCCACAGAUGGUUCUGCUCAGCAUGGACGAGGCCCUGCGCGUGGAGGAUUACAACCAUCUCGUCCAGCAGAUGCUGAAGAAGAUCGGUGCUGACAGAAGGAGAGAGCCGAGGACCAACCCUGACGGCUGUCCAGCUGUGGCCACAUUCUUCACCAGUCAUCAGUUCACCGACUAUGCCGCUGUGCAGAGCCUGUACUCUGAGGGCAACGAGAUUGCUGCCCACUCCAUCACCAAGAGACUUCCCGCUGAAUUCUGGAGAGAUGCCAGCGACGCUGACUACGUGGCUGAGUUCGCCGACCAGCGCACCUUGUUCAGGGAGUUGGCCGGUAUUCCCGACGAUCGUAUCCGCGGCAUGCGCGCUGCCUACCUGCAGACGAGCGGCAACGACAUGAUCAACAUGGCCAAGAGCAACGGCUUCGCCUGGGACUCCUCCUACCCGACGGCCAUCAUCAACCCUCCUCUGUGGCCGUACACAUUCGACUACAAGACCACGGCUGGCUGCGCGAUCGCGCCUUGCCCAACAGCACCGAUCUCCGGACUCUGGGAAAUCCCACUGAUUGACUGGUUCGACACCAACGACACUCUGUGUGCCAACGUUGACAGCUGCUACUUCCCCAACGAUAAGGAAGAGGCGCUAGUGUUGCUGAGAUCUAACUUCGCCCGUCACUACGAGACCAACAGGGCGCCCUUCACCUUGAACCUCCGUGCCAGAUGGUUCCUCAACGACGCCUACUACAACAUGGAGGCCCUUCAAGAGUUCCUGGACGAGAUCCAGGGCAACUCAGACGUCUUCAUGGUCACUUACAGCCAGGCGCUCAACUGGAUUCAGAAUCCCGCCCCGCUCUCAAACCUCGGCGACGUAUUCGCCUGUGACUACAGUGACCGCACCCCACUCUGCGAGCACCCCAACCUCUGCGGAUACCUGAAUAUCACCUACGCCCCCAACGACGAGGACCAUCCAGGAGAUAGGUUCUUCCAGACCUGUGCCGAGUGCCCAGAGGUUUACCCGUGGGUGAACAACCCAUCGGGAAUCGCUGAGCCAUAAGUCAGUGCUCGCGGUGCGCCAGUGAUAAAUUAUUAACAGAUAUAGUAGCAUAUACAAGUGAAUCCACUUACGAACCAAAUCCGCAUAGCGCGUGCGCAUGCGGAGCUAGGAUUGUUAUGGCCAGGUUGAGUAUUUGCCGAAUGACGCUACUGACGCGUAGAAUGGGUUCCCGUGUCGGCUAGGCGAGCACGCGAUACAUUCGUAUAGAUUAUAUAGGUUCAGCGAUCUUAACCGUGUCGCUAUAGAGUAGCAUUUACAAAUGAGUCCGCUGUGGUGCAUGAGUCUUCUUUUCGAGUACUUGGGUUGAAUACUAUAAUCGCUAGCUGGUAGAGCACAAAUUGGCACGCUUACAUGCAGUACUAGCACAUUGACAAUGCAAUGUUCCACCCGUAAAUUUUCUGGUAUUUUCUACAUAAAGACUGGGUACUUUCACGUAAUGGUCAAAUAUCCGUAGCGCACAAUUUCCAUCGUUAGUUUGCAGUGGCAUUCUCUAACGCACACCUCUUAUAGUGCUUGUAAUGCGAUUAUAUACCAUUUGAUAGUAAACUAUGGCUAAUAUGACAAUGUUCAAGACAAACGAAAUCACUAUACAGGCAGUGGUUGUAAUCGUAGAGCAAACGUGUAUGAUAUUGUAUAUUAUAUCCUUGCAAUUUUCUUGCAUACUUAUUGCAUUUUAUUGUAUUCCGGUAAAGGCAUAUGAUCUUAAAUUUGGUUGUAAUAAAUUGCAAUAAAAUAUCUGCAUAUAUACAAACUA